This is a messenger RNA of Symbiodinium sp. CCMP2592, 1746 nucleotides long. NCBI's taxonomy places the organism in Eukaryota, Dinophyceae, Suessiales, Symbiodiniaceae. The record is from the annotation of a GenBank genome assembly.
AUGCUCUGCCCACUGUCAUGGCUUCCGACGGCGCACCACCCAGUGCCGCGGCGGGACCCUGCACGACCACCUCGAUGGCGACGAGAGGCUCUCCUGCCCCUGGCAGCGCUGCCAGCGGCUGCCCGCGGCCGAGGUGCAAAGAGGCGGCUGAACCUGCGCGGCAAAGAAGGACUUCUGCGACCACAAAGAGGGGGCGACAGAGGUCCUUCGAACUCCGCCCCAGGGAUUGCGCCUGCGCCGAGAAGUCGUCAAGGAUCUCCACCGAGAUCCGGAAUUGUUUCAGCUCCACCGACUGGCAAAGGUGGGAAAGGACUAGAGCUCUCACUUUCGACGGCAACGGAGAAGGAUGUUUCAGAACGGCAGCUUGGUGAGUUUCGCGACUGGCUGCGCGAAGGCGGCGUCAGCAUGCGCGGGAUCCAUGUGCGCAAAGUAGCGGACCGAGGAUUGGGGCUAUUUGCGGCCCGGGAUUUCGACGAGGGUGAGACGCUUUUUCGAGUACCUCGCAGUCUGUUCAUCGAGGUGGAUGCAGGACAGUUCAGCGACAUCUCAAACGAGAUGGCCCUGUCCAGGGCUGCGAGUGUGCAAGAUGUGGACGCUCCGACACGGAAGUCCAUGCUGGACAUGGCGAGGCUCCUGCUCGCGGAGCGAAGAGCUGGCGCAGCCUCGAAGCAAGGGCCCCACUUGGCUGUUCUGCCGGACCCGCCGCCACUGUGGCCUCUGCGCUUGCGCUGGCCAGCAAAGCUAAGUGCUGCUUCGGAGCUGCUGCAGCGUUUGCACACCACGACGGUGGAGCGUGACGAGGCUUGCAUGGAUGAGCUGCAAUCGUCAGAUCCAGUGUGGAAAUCGCGCUGCUGGGCUCUGUGCGCCGCAUGGACGCGAUCGGUGUAUUUGGUUCAUGGAGAUCAAGAGCGACUGUCCCUGGUACCUCUCCUGGACUUGAUCAGCCACUGGACCCCCUCGGAGGUGACGGCCGAGGCCUGGUCCUGCUUCUACGAGCUGCGAUCGGAUGCAGUGGAAGUGAUUGCCGAAAGGUCCAUCGCCCGCGGCGAGGAGCUCACUUUACUUUUCGGCCGCUUCUCGGAUGCCGAGCUCCUCUGCAGCUACGGCAUUCCUGCGGGUGCACCGGCCAGGAAUGCCUUCGAUGAGGCUGGGGUCGCCAUUGGUCCGUACGUUCUCAUGUCCCCUCCGGAUCCGGAGCAGCCAAGGCCUCCAGAGCCGUCACUUGUGUCCGCGCGGGCGGCAUGUCUCACACGACAUGGCUGGUCCAACCUGGAUAGCUCCCUGCUCUUCACGUUGCCGCAAGACUUGCGCCCUUCGGGUGGUAUGUUGGCAUUGUCACGAAUUCUUGCACUGAAGUCUGCUGAAGAGAUCACGGAGAUGGAAGACGUUAUCUUCUGGAUGGACACCCCAGGCGCGGAGGCCCCGAAGCGUCUUGGCCGAGGGCUUGCUGAACAAAGCUGGCGACGCGUUGAGGGGUGGCUGCAGGAGGCGCUCUCCAAAGCCACCAUGCGAGCCUCGGACUACACAGACGAGAUGUCGGACUGGCCUGACCAGGACCAGCGGCGGCUAGCAGAAGCUGUUUGCUCUGUGCUUGUCGGUGAAGCUGCUGUGGUCGCUACUGCGCUGGAAGCCGUGGCUUUGCCCGCAGGAGGGUUCGGUGUGCGAGAGUUCUCAGCAAGGGUUUCGCGCAAGAGUGUGAUUUCAGGGAGCUCACGGUUCGGUUCGGCCAAGGUUCGCGUGACCUGA